AUGUUGUUAGAUCUUAUUUCUGAUUCUAACAAGCUGCAAAGUGGAAACAGAAGACAUCAAGUAUACUGUAUAAAUGCACUGCAGCAGAAACUGAAGUCAACCUUGAAUGGUGUAUGGGGCCUCCAAGGGGAGCAUUCUUGGAGCAACGGUGAAGUUGUCUCCGUGUGGCCAGAGACGAAUUUAGGAUUUUUCGAACAUGGGUGCACCAAGCAAUUCACAUUUACUCCACGCAACUAUCAAUUAGUGGAACAGGAUGUACAAGACAAUUUGAAUGAUCAAUCACCACCAAAUUCUCCAGAUGAUUCUCAAGCAGCAACUGAGCUGAUUGAUGAUCAAGAGGAGGAUGCUAUAUUCUUCGGGUAUUUUAAAACAAGAAUUCAUCGUGUUGUUGAAGGAAUAAAUAAUCAGACAGAAACUAAAGAGAUUUGUGCCAUAUGUCAACCGGAAUUUGAGCAUGAAGAGUCCAUUGGGAUUCUUGGGUGUGGACAUGAAUAUCAUAUAGGCAGCAUCAAACAAUGGUUGCUGAGGAAAAAAGAUUGUCCCAUGUGUCGAGCUUCUGUUUUUCCCUGA
Molecule: messenger RNA, 570 nt
Organism: Solanum stenotomum
Lineage: Eukaryota; Viridiplantae; Streptophyta; Magnoliopsida; Solanales; Solanaceae
Product: RING-H2 finger protein ATL5-like
Exons: 3
Coding region: 1-570 (189 amino acids)
Cellular component (GO): nucleus
Molecular function (GO): ubiquitin protein ligase activity
Source: RefSeq, a predicted model, not a curated record